AUCCCAAGGACUCCAGGGAUAAGAAAGGGAGUGCAGCAGGAACUUUGCCCAGUUAAGGCACAAGCGACAGACACUGAAAAGCAGGAUGUUUAAGGAUGAGUGACCACGACCACAUCGAUGCGGCGAAUGCCAGCGGGAGCGAUCCCCUCCUGGAUCUCCAUAACCUGGAGGACAUUGGCGAAAGCGUUGAGCUAAAGUGUCUGAUACAAGAGCACAUCGAAGCCUCCACCUAUGGCAAUGCCAGUGACCACUGCCUCACCCAGUUUGACUCCAUUCUAUGUUGGCCAAGAACGGCAAGAGGAACGCUGGCAGUGCUCCAGUGCAUGGACGAGUUGCAGGGGAUUCACUAUGACAGCAGCAAAAAUGCCACGCGGUUCUGUCAUGCCAAUGGAACGUGGGAGAAGUACACCAACUACGAUGCCUGCGCCCACCUGCCCGCCCCGGAAACGGUGCCGGAGUUCGAGGUCAUCGUGGAACUGCCCACCAUCAUCUACUACAUAGGGUACACCAUCAGCCUGGUCUCGCUGUCGCUGGCGCUGAUUGUCUUUGCGUACUUCAAGGAACUGCGUUGCCUGCGCAACACCAUUCACGCCAAUUUGUUCUUCACGUACAUCAUGUCGGCUUUAUUCUGGAUACUCUUGCUAUCCGUGCAGAUAUCCAUUCGUAGUGGCCUGGGCAGCUGCAUUGCCUUGGUCACCUUGUUCCACUUCUUCACGCUGACAAACUUUUUUUGGAUGCUGGUCGAGGGCCUAUACCUAUACAUGCUGGUGGUAAAAACCUUCUCAGGCGACAACCUGCGCUUCAACAUCUACGCCUCCAUAGGCUGGGGUGGUCCUGCGGUGUUCAUUGUCACCUGGGCGGUGGCCAAGAGCCUGACGGUCACCUACAGCACCCCCGAAAAGUAUGACAUCAACUGUCCCUGGAUGCAGGAGACCCAUGUGGAUUGGAUAUACCAGGGGCCUGUCUGUGCGGUGCUAAUCAUCAAUCUCACCUUCCUGCUGCGCAUCAUGUGGGUUCUCAUCACAAAGCUUCGGUCGGCCAACACCGUGGAGACGCGUCAGUAUCGGAAAGCGGCCAAGGCCUUGCUGGUGCUCAUUCCUCUUUUUGGCAUCACCUACCUGGUGGUAUUAGCCGGUCCCUCGGAAUCUGGCCUAAUGGGUCACAUGUUUGCGGUUCUGCGAGCUGUUCUACUGAGCACUCAGGGCUUCUCCGUGUCGCUUUUCUACUGUUUCCUCAACUCGGAGGUGAGAAAUGCACUGAGACACCAUAUCUCCACGUGGCGGGACACGCGCACCAUUCAGCUCAACCAGAACAGAAGGUGAGACUUUAAAGCUUAGGAUAACACUUGUGACUUACAAUUUCUCCUCGUGUAAUCCCUGCUGGCAGAUACACGACGAAA
This is a messenger RNA of Drosophila kikkawai, 1399 nucleotides long. NCBI's taxonomy places the organism in Eukaryota, Metazoa, Arthropoda, Insecta, Diptera, Drosophilidae. The record is from RefSeq and is a predicted model, not a curated record.